GAAACCUUGAGUUUGCCAGAUUAGGUGGUUACCUCAGUCCACUUUAGAAAUAGUGUCAGAAUGUAUAUUCUUUUUAUUUUGUUUUUUGUUAAGGUUUCAGGAAAUUGUUCAUCGAAAGGAGACUUUGUGUUUCUUUUAGACGAAUCAGGGUCUGUGAGUUUAUCACAUUUUAAUACUAUGAAGGCGUUUGUCCGCGACUUUACAGCGAAUUUUGCUAUCGGUCCUACUGCCAACCAGUUCAGUGUUGUUGUAUUUAAUAAUGUGGCAAGAGAAGUUUUUAGUCUUAAUAGACAUUCUUCUCUGAGCGACAUCCAGUCUGCUGUUAUGAAUAUCACCCAUUCUUCAGGAGGAACAUCUAUUGGAAAAGCGCUUGAAUAUGCUCGUAAUUUUUCGUUCACCUCAAGCCGAGGAGCACGUUCUGAUGCUGCCAAAAUAGUCAUCUUGAUAACUGAUGGACAAAGUUCUAUUUCUAACGAAGCUAAAUUACUGAAAGACCAAUACGUCACAAUCUUCUGUAUUGGUGUAACAACUGGAAUCAACGAACAGCUUCUGCGGAAUGUCUCCACUCACAAUGACUACACAUACAUCACUGAUACCUUUACAACCCUUUCAAGAAUACAGGCGCAUGUUGCAGAACAAUCAUGCGCAGAUCAAAUUGAUGACUGUUUAAGCCGACCUUGUCAAAACGGUGGAACAUGUGAAGAUCAGCUGGGAAAAUACGUUUGUCAUUGUGAUGUGGCGACGACAGACAAAGAUUGCUACAUCCCAGGACUUCCCACAGUCUCUACUGGAUUCGGAGGGACAACACUUCUUGGACAUUUUGCAAACAUCAGUUGCAAAGUAAUAGGAGCCUAUAGUAGAGUAUUCUGGGAGCACCAAUACAACGGUGUCACUUCCGUCGUUAAUAAUUCUGAUUCCUCUAAAUAUAGCGGAGGGACCAUUUUAACCCCAUCUUUAACAAUUUACAGCUUUGCUGUAAGUGACAUUGGUAGCUACAGAUGUUCUGCCCAGAACUCUGUUGGCACGGCCCACAGCCCAACCAUGGCGUUUAUGGACAUUCCUAAAUCUGGAUUCAAUAUUUCAACAGUCUCCCCUGUUACGGGUCAAAUUGGUCAUAAGGUUACAUUAAUAUGCAACGUCACGGCUACUUAUCCACCUGUUGCAUCCGUUACCUGGGAAUUCAAUGGCACCAGGAUUGAGACUCAAUCAAUGGAGAGAUUUUAUGGAGGAUCCGUCUCUUCGCCCUCGUUGCUCAUCACUAACCUCCAAAAUACAGACGAAGGCAACUAUACGUGUAUUGUCUCGAAUCUGUACAGUUCAGACAGUGUUGUCGUCUCUCUGGACAUAGUCAGUUUUGAUGUAGUUGCUGUGACAACUGUAUCGCCAGUGUUUGGGGAUUUAGGGGGAAAUGUCACUUUGAUUUGCAACGUCACUUCUUUAUACUCACCUGUCUCAUCUGUUACCUGGGAAAGGGAUGGCACUAGAAUUGACCCACAGUCGCAAGAUAGGUAUCGAGGGGGAUCUGUCACCACACCUUCGCUGUUCAUAAGUAACCUGAAGACUGCUGACCAAGGCAACUAUUCUUGUUCUGCAUCAAACAUGUUUGGUUCAGGACAAUCAUAUAUUUAUUUGAUGAUAACAAAGGACCCUUGUGAUUCAUGUGGAAUCUUUUACGAUUGUGUCUUAUCCUCAGAGUCUGAUGUUUGCUCAAUAAGUACAUGGAAAGUGGCACUGUUCUCAUUGUUGUUUGUGUGUCUUUUGCUGUUGGGUGCCAUGUUGCUUUGCAUGAUUCAAAAAUACAAAACCAAAAGAUCAUACGAAGUCAACGAAAAGGAUUCUAAUUAUUCCCAACAGUGGGAACUUGGAGUACAGAACAUGUCAUUCAAAAUGUAAACAACGUUGUGAUUUCUAUAACCAUAGAAUGAUUUACGAUACUCUUUAUUUCCCUUUUUCAAUUCAACAUAACUUUGUCCUUUGAUAAAAAAAAAACUUGUCAAAAUUAAAUUAUAGUUGUAUGAGUAAAUAUCAUGCUUGAAAAAUAAACAUAAUGAAGUUGGGUAUACAAUUUGCGAAAAAAAAACAAUUGAACCAAUAUUUACAUAUAUUAUACACGUGUUUCAUCUACAUGUAUAGAAUAGUUGCAUAUUACCUUAGAUAUUUCCAAAAAUAUGAAAUAUUUACAUACUUUUGAAGAAUAUAUCUUUACAACAUAUACAUUAUAAUACUGCAAUAAAAAGAAACCUGAAAUUCAACUAAUUUUUUAUGCUUCAUCAAAUGUAUUAAAUCAUGUUAAUUAUUUUUGUUACUUGUAUAUUGUACAUAUGAAGAAUCUAGAAAUCUAACCCUUUUAAUGUUUUACAACUCAAAUUUGAUCAUUGUUAUAGAGUUUGAUAGAUUAUUUAUAUCUGCAUAUUUUUUUAAAUUAAAGAAUUUUGACACUGUAUGUCAUAGAGAAAAUAAAAAAUGAAAUAAUUUUUUAUCUUUAAAACAAAAAUAUCAAUUUUCUACUUAAUCAAACCAUCAGUCUUUCUUGCAUAACAUAUUUGACUAAUAUUUCAUUUUCAAUAAUUGUUUAUAUAUCACAUACUCUAAAAAUCCUAUGAGCUUGAUAUCGUUUUUAAAAAUGCACAUAGCUUAAAACCCAGUAACCUAUAUAUACUAAGUGUUUACCAUUUUAGAUUUAAUAAAGAUAU
Magallana angulata is the source of this 2693-nucleotide messenger RNA. Its product is annotated as titin-like. NCBI's taxonomy places the organism in Eukaryota, Metazoa, Mollusca, Bivalvia, Ostreida, Ostreidae. The coding region runs from base 61 to 1893 and encodes 610 amino acids. The record is from RefSeq and is a predicted model, not a curated record. Gene Ontology annotation, molecular function: calcium ion binding. The transcript has 8 exons.